AUGUGGAUAGACGCAGCUUCAGAGCGCGCAUCUGAUCGAACUGUUGCUUGUCGCUUGUUCUUUUCUGCCUGCAACAGGUCGUCCUGGACGGCUCGUCGAUGGCAGCGAGCGCAGCGCUGGAUCGCGGGCAUUGACGCCGACUCAACCCAGGUGAAGCUCGGCAUGUUGGCUAGCAUCGGCGAAGGGUUUCUCGGAAGGAUUGCCACCUCCUCCCUGGCCUCCCGAUUUUUGUCAUACUUGAGGUCAACGUCUGGGAUGGGUGUCACAGAGCUGGUUAUGUCAGAUGUUCUGGAGGUCCAUCGAGUCCCCUGUCUUGUUGACAACUAUGCAUGGCUACUGCACGAGCCAAAGGCCGGCCUCACUGCAAUUGUGGACCCUUCAGAGGUGCAGCCUGUGGUCGAGGCACUCCGUAAAACUGGCUACAAUUUGGACUACAUCAUAAACACACACCACCACUGGGACCACACGGGAGGCAACAUAGCCCUGAAGGACAAGUAUGGGUGCCGGGUCGUGGGCCCAGAUGCGGACAGAAGCCGCAUACCCCGCAUUGACAUUUCCUUGAAGGAUGGCGAGACCUGGAAGUUUGGGGAACUGGAUAUGGUCACCUUCGACACUCCAGGGCACACCAUGGGCCACAUGUCUGUCUAUUUUCCCGAGGCGGCAGCCGUCUUCACUGGUGACACGUUGUUCGCCAUGGGCUGUGGUCGGCUGUUUGAAGGAACUGCGCAACAGAUGUGGGCGUCGCUUUCCAGGCUUUCUUUGCUCCCACCCGAGACGAAGGUCUUCUGUGGCCACGAGUACACACAAGCCAAUGCGAGAUUUGCAAUUUCGGUCGACUCGGAAAACCCAAAGCUCAUUGAGCGGAAGAAAGUGGUGGAUGAGAUGCGCAGCAAGGGUCUGGCGACGGUGCCGUGCACGAUAGCAGAGGAGCGGGACACGAACCCCUUCCUCAGGGCUCCCGACGCAGCUGUGAGGGCGAAGACGGGUGUGCCGUCAGGGGCUCCGGAUGCAGAGGCGUUUGCAGCGGUGCGGCGUGCAAAAGACUCCUUCUAG
Ostreobium quekettii is the source of this 1053-nucleotide messenger RNA. Lineage: Eukaryota; Viridiplantae; Chlorophyta; Ulvophyceae; Bryopsidales; Ostreobiaceae. The record is from the annotation of a GenBank genome assembly.